AUGUGGAGCUGGUUCGGCGGUGGUUCCGCCCAGUCUCGCAAAGACUCUCCCAAGAAUGCCAUCCUCAACCUCCGUUCGCAGCUUGAUAUGCUGCAGAAGCGAGAGAAGCACCUGCAGAACCAAAUAGAAGAACAGCAGAAUAUUGCGCGCAAGAACGCCACUACAAACAAGAAUGCGGCAAAGGCGGCCUUGCGACGUAAGAAGGCGAACGAGCAUACUUUGGAUCAGACCUUGGCGCAAAUAGGCACCCUCGAGACGCAGAUCAAUGCGAUAGAAUCGGCCAACAUUAACCACGAGACUUUGCUGGCGAUGCAGCAGGCGGGCAAGGCCAUGGCGAAUAUUCACGGCAAGCUUACGCCAGAGAAGGUCGACCAGACAAUGGAUGAACUUCGAGAGCAAAACGCACUUAGCGAGGAGAUUGUCAAUGCAAUCACUUCGAAUCAUAUUGGCGAGGUCAUCGAUGACGACGAGCUAGAGGACGAGCUGGACCAGCUUCAGCAGGAGAAGCUGGACGAGGAUAUCCUCAAGACAGGAAGCGUGCCUGUUGCAGAUAUUGUGCACAAGAUGCCGUCAGUGGCAAACCAGGAGCCCGUUCCAAGCAGGAGCCAAGCUGUCGAAGAGGACGACGAAGAAGCCGAGCUCAGAAAGCUCCAAGCCGAAAUGGCCAUGUAA
Molecule: messenger RNA, 672 nt
Organism: Metarhizium robertsii ARSEF 23
Lineage: Eukaryota; Fungi; Ascomycota; Sordariomycetes; Hypocreales; Clavicipitaceae
Product: Snf7 family protein
Exons: 4
Coding region: 1-672 (223 amino acids)
Biological process (GO): late endosome to vacuole transport via multivesicular body sorting pathway; vesicle budding from membrane
Cellular component (GO): multivesicular body; cytoplasmic side of plasma membrane; ESCRT III complex
Source: RefSeq, a predicted model, not a curated record